Lethenteron reissneri (Far Eastern brook lamprey) is the source of this 1645-nucleotide messenger RNA. RefSeq names its product gap junction delta-2 protein-like. Gene Ontology annotation, cellular component: connexin complex. Lineage: Eukaryota; Metazoa; Chordata; Hyperoartia; Petromyzontiformes; Petromyzontidae. Gene Ontology annotation, biological process: cell-cell signaling. Gene Ontology annotation, molecular function: gap junction channel activity. The record is from RefSeq and is a predicted model, not a curated record.
GCGGCGCGGAGAUAAAAUUAGCGCAGCGCGAGGAGCGCGGCUCGCAAUGCCCGGCUCACACCAACCCGCAGCACGCGCGCUCCGCACACCCCGCGCACACUGCAGCCGCUGCACACGCGGCGAGGACGAGGAGGAGGAGGAGCGGCGCUGGUGCUAACGAUGCCGAAUAAACGCCGCGCGGCGCAAUGAAGAAGUCUUGGCGACGAGUCCGUGCCCUCCUCGCCCGGCUCGCGAGGCUGCGCUCGGGGCUCGUGGAGCGGCGGCACCUGGGACCCGCAUAGCGGCACCUGAGACCCGCAUAGCGGGCACUGCGCUCCGGCGCGGCGAGGAGAGAACGAAUCGAGGAGUGAGAGGAGGAGGAGGAGGAGGCAGAGUCGUGGGAGGGUCGCGCCGCAGCGCGGCUCCCGGGGAGGCGAUGCCGCGGCGAGGCGAGGUGGCUGCGUGAUGAGCCGCGGGCGGCGUGCCGGGCUCUCAGCACACUCGGGCCCGCGCUGAGGCGAGCGGCACGGGGGGAAGAUGGGGGAAUGGACCAUCCUCGAGAGACUGCUGGAGGCUGCCGUGCAGCAGCAUUCCACCAUGAUCGGCAGGAUCCUCUUGACAGUCGUGGUUAUUUUCCGGAUCCUGAUAGUGGCGAUUGUGGGAGAGACCGUCUACGAAGACGAGCAGACGAUGUUUGUGUGUAACACCCUCCAGCCGGGCUGCAACCAGGCGUGCUACGACAAGGCGUUUCCCAUCUCGCACAUCCGCUACUGGGUCUUCCAGAUCAUCAUGGUGUGCACGCCCAGCCUCUGCUUCAUCACCUACUCGCUCCACCACUCGGCCAAGGCGCGGGAGCGUCGCUCCUCGGUGCUGCACGCGCUGCUGCUGCAGGACAAGGAGAUCCUGCACGACCUCUCGCCCGAGAAGCGAGACGACAGCAAGAAGACGAAGAACUCCAUGCUGAACGGCAUCCUGCUGCAAAACACCGAGAACUCGUCGCGCGAGCCGGAGGGCCACGAGGUGAAGGAGGUCAUGCACCCGACGCCGCUGAUGCGGACGAGCAAGCUGAGGGGCCGCAGGCAGGACGGCAUCUCACGCUUCUACAUCAUCCAGGUGGUGUUCCGCAACGCGCUCGAGAUCGGCUUCCUCACGGGGCAGUACUUCCUCUACGGCUUCAACGUGCCGCCCAUGUUCGAGUGCGACAGAUACCCGUGCAUCAAGGAGGUGGAGUGCUACGUGUCGCGGCCCACCGAGAAGACCGUCUUCCUCGUCUUCAUGUUCGCCGUGAGCGGCCUCUGCGUCGUCCUCAACCUGGCCGAGCUCAACCACCUGGGCUGGCGCAAGAUCAAGCAGGCGGUGCAGGGCGUGCAAGCGCGGCGCAAGUCCAUCGGCGAGAUCCGCUCUCAGGGUGGCCCCGUCGGCUUCGGCCGCACGCACUCCAGCGAGUCGGCCUACGUGUGACGGUGGGCCGCGACCGCUGCCCGCAGGCCCUCGUGGGCCCUCGUGGGGCCGCGUGGGGCCGGGCACAGCGCCUCCCCUCCCCCCACCCGCCACUGCAGCGAGGAGGGAGCGACGCCGGCCUCUCGGGACGAGCCAUUCUCACGGUGACGGUGUCCACCGCUAUCGGCGUCGUCGUCACGAUAAUGAUGAUGAUGAUGACGCCGCC